Molecule: messenger RNA, 312 nt
Organism: Malassezia pachydermatis
Lineage: Eukaryota; Fungi; Basidiomycota; Malasseziomycetes; Malasseziales; Malasseziaceae
Exons: 1
Coding region: 1-312 (103 amino acids)
Biological process (GO): nucleosome assembly
Cellular component (GO): nucleosome
Molecular function (GO): protein heterodimerization activity; structural constituent of chromatin; DNA binding
Source: RefSeq, a predicted model, not a curated record
AUGUCUGGUCGUGGAAAGGGUGGCAAAGGUCUCGGCAAGGGUGGUGCUAAGCGCCACCGCAAGAUCUUGCGUGACAACAUUCAGGGUAUCACCAAGCCCGCUAUCCGCCGUCUCGCUCGCCGUGGUGGUGUCAAGCGUAUCUCUGGUCUGAUCUACGAUGAGACCCGUGGUGUCCUCAAGCUUUUCCUUGAGAGCGUUAUCCGUGACUCGGUUACCUACACUGAGCACGCCAAGCGCAAGACUGUUACGUCGCUCGACGUCAUCUACGCGCUCAAGCGCCAGGGCCGCACCCUCUACGGUUUCGGCGCGUAA